Caenorhabditis sp. 36 PRJEB53466 is the source of this 1852-nucleotide messenger RNA. Lineage: Eukaryota; Metazoa; Nematoda; Chromadorea; Rhabditida; Rhabditidae. The record is from the annotation of a GenBank genome assembly.
AUGUCGUCGGCGAGCAUCGGAAUGGCGGCGUGCGCCGUCUCGUCGCUCUUCUUUGGAUCCAUGUUCGUGCCGAUCAAAUCGUACGACACCAGAGACGGUUCGCAUCCCUUUUCAGCAAAAAAAUAUCAGUUUUUCCUGCAGGAAUAUUCGCCCAGUGGAUGAUGUCGAUCGCCAUCCUCCUCGUCGGAUUCGCCGUUUUCGUCGCCACCGAAUUCCCCGGAUUCUACCCGUUGGCCAUGCUCGGAGGAGCUUCCUGGUGUCUAGGUGCGCACGAAAUACGAAGGGAAUCUGAAGAAUUUCUGAAAAUUUAAAUAAAUUGACACAUGUAAUGCGUCGUCAAGUAUUACAGGAAACGCGACGGCGAUCCCGAUCAUAAACCGGCUGGGACUGGCCGUCUCGAUCCUCAUCUGGAACACGACUAACUGUCUGACGGGCUGGGCGGGCGGCCGCUUCGGACUGUUCGGCAUGAAGGCGUCCGUGCCAGCGAGCCCCACCCUCAACUACCUGGGACUCGUCUGCGUCGUCCUCGGAGGAUCCCUCUUCGCGCAGGUCCGCUCCGAACCGGCGCCCGCCAAGAGUGCCAGAAGAGCGGAUUUCGACAUGGAACAGAUGGAUUCGGAGGAGAAGAAGGCACUGAAGACGGGCGAAUCGAGCGAAGAGAACGAGGAGCAGAUUGCCGUCAAGAAUCUGAAUUCGGGACCGCAAAGGCUCAUGUACGCAGAAAUAAGUUUAUAUAAUCACAAUAUCUGUUCUGUUUUCAGUGCGUUCUUCGCCGCUCUCAUCGCCGGAGUCUUCUACGGAAUGACAUUUGUGCCGGUGAAUCGGAUGAUUGACAAUCCCGAAUUGUAAGUUUAAACCAGUGGCCAAAUUAUAUUUAUUUAUGAACGAAUUCGACAAUUCGACUCGAGGAAUUCGAGGAUUCUAGGCAGUGGCGGAGAGCGGAAUAGUGACGGUUCCGGCGGGAGUGAGUGCGGCGAAGGCGGCCUGCGCGUCGGUCGCGUCGGCGGGAGCGGGCGCGAAGUGGAUGACGAGCUUGUCCUCCUUGGCGGCGCCGGCGGUGCGCGUCACAGUGAUGUCCGUGGAUCCGGACGGCUCGACGAAGCCGAAGACGGGCGUGAUGCGGUACUCGUUGUUGUUCGACGACUUGAUCUUGAAGAUGAGCUUCUCGGCGCCGCCGUUGACGAGCUUGUGGACGGAGGAACCGCCGGCGGCCGGCACCGUGCAGGCUGGUGGAUCCGCUGUCAGAGACAUCGUUGUCGCUUUUGUUCGGUGCUAACUCUAGCAAGUUAUGGACGUUUCGUCGCUUGCCAUCGCCCAUUUAUAGUCGGUUUAUCAAGAUGCUCCACUGACUUUUGGGGCACCCGGGGGAGGGAGUCAAGGAAAACUAAUUUUCACGUUACAUGCAAUUUUGUUUUCAGGUAUCCGGGAGUGCCACAAGAGGGCAUCUCGUACGUCUUCUCGCACUAUUUCGGAAUUUUCCUCACUUCCACCGCGCUCUUCGUCCUCUACUCCAUUUUCAGGUGAGUUGCGAGGACGUCCCUGCGUGCCAAACAUUCUUUUUUGCAGACGGAACAAGCCGUACGCGCCGCCGACGCUGUUCCUGCCGGGAAUGGCGGCCGGCUGUCUGUGGGCGGUCGCGCAGACGUCGUUCUUUAUCGCCAAUCAGCACCUCUCGCAGACGGUCACCUUCCCGAUCAUCUCGCAGAUGCCCGGCUGCAUCGCCGCCGCGUGGAGCAUCUUCUACUACCGCGAGAUCCGCGGCCGCCGCAACUUUGUGCUCCUCGCGUGCGCCAUGUGCAUCACGAUCACCGGCGCCGUGCUCGUCGGCCUCUCCAAAACGAUCCAAUUCUAG